Molecule: messenger RNA, 1650 nt
Organism: Wallemia mellicola CBS 633.66
Lineage: Eukaryota; Fungi; Basidiomycota; Wallemiomycetes; Wallemiales; Wallemiaceae
Product: Mss4-like protein
Exons: 3
Coding region: 85-1032 (315 amino acids)
Biological process (GO): small GTPase-mediated signal transduction
Cellular component (GO): cytoplasm
Molecular function (GO): aralkylamine N-acetyltransferase activity; guanyl-nucleotide exchange factor activity
Source: RefSeq, a predicted model, not a curated record
AUCGUCAAUGCUAUCUGUGUACUGUCUGGGUUUUGGUGGCAGUGGUGGACCAGCCAUUUCUGCUGUUGAUGGUCAACUUCUAAGAUGUUUGAUGAGAGUUACAUUAUAGAUAAAUUAGAGCAUCAAGAGCUUAGUUCUGCUGCCUCUAUAGAUAAUUCUAGCUACACAGCAACUGAUAUCGACAAACUUGAGUACAGGUACAAGUACGCGGGCGAUUUAUUUUUAGGUAUAUUCCACCAGCCACGCACCCAGGGUUUGAUUGGCUUCGUUACUAGCACACUCACAAACGAAGACACGUUCAGCGAGCAAUCAGCCAAAGAGCACGAUCCCUCUGGCCAUACAGUCCUGAUACAUUCUCUGACUGUACAUAAUGAAGAUGCCCACCGUGAGACCGCAACUACAAAACUAUUCACUGAGUACAUGCGAAGACUAGACGAGUCGAGCUACAACAGGGUAUUAAUCAUAUCAUCUAAAGAACAAGUACCCUUCUUUGAAAAGUAUCAGUUUGAAAUUACCAAGGAGAUAGACAACGAUCAGGUGGAAAUGUCUCACGAUAUCACUCCCCAGAAGAAACCAAGUAUUACCCAAGCAGAUAUCCUUGCAGCACUCAGUAAACCUUCCACUAAGCCUAAUCUCAACUUGUUAACCUUCACCGAUCAGAGCAAAUACGAGGACUUCCUUAAAGACUCGAAAAACUCGCGGAAUGCACGUUGCCCUAGGGUUGAAUGUAAAUCACUCGUCUUCUUAUCAGGUGCAGCGGACCUUAAAAGCUUAGAAACAAUCCAUCCACUCAGUAUUUUACCCCCAGACAACCAAUUUUCACACCCAUCAUUACCAGAACCGCAUCUCGACAAAGCCUGGAGACUCGCAGGUCCAAUGUCAUUUGAGAACAUAACAUUCUCGAAGACUGCUCCUCAAACAGCUGCAAAUAUCUCUAAAUUCCUCGCAUGCGGUGAAUGUGAGAUUGGCAGUCUAGGCUGGGUAGACAAUGCAGGUUGUUGGAUUGAUGUUAAGAGAGUAUUAUACGAAUAAACAUAUAUUUUGAGAAACGUUAUACUUAUAAUGAAUGAUUAUGAAAGAAUAAACUUUAUUUAUUAGCUUUAUUGAUAGCUUUGGUUGAUUGUUCCGUUGGAUAUUUAUAACAUUUUUAGUGGUUAUAGAACUUCUUGAUUUGUUCCGCGUAUUGCUUCUCAAUGGCUUUACGUUGAAUCUUCUGUGCUGCUGUGACUAAACCAGAUUGUGGUGUCCAUUCAUCGAGUGUGAGAAUAACAGUUUCAAGUAACUCUAAUGACUUGAAACCCGCCUUCUUACCACCUUGGUUAACCUCCGCAGUGAAUGCCUUCACGACAUUCUUGUCUUCUAGUGUUGAGCUAAUAUCAUUAGCGUUACCAAUACCCUUGUCUUUCAAGAAUGCCUUGAAGUGAGAUUCGUUAGGAACGACAACAGCGGCUGGUUGCUUAGCGUUGUUGUUAGCUAUGACACAAAUAUUUCCGACUAAUGGACAAGAUUUAUAUUGAGAUUCAAGUCUCUCGAGCGCAAUGUACUCUCCACCUUGCAACUUGACGAGGUUCUUGAUUCUGUCUAUGAUAGACAAUGUACCAUCAGCGUUCCAUUGUCCAACGUCACCAGUUCUGAACCAUCCAUCGCCAA